AGCACAUGACACGCAAACAGAGAGAAAAAAGGGUCCAAUUUUUGUGUUUGAAUUUAUUUUUUUUUUUUAUUAUUUUUUUUAAAUUAAGGAUUGAAGGAGAAAAGGGCUAUUGGGUUAGCGAGAUGAAGAGAAAAUUUGGUAUAUGGAAAAACAAGAAAAAAGGAAUAAUGUAAUGGAGACUCAUCAUUCACAUUUAUCAUCAGCAGGCAUGGAAGGUGUGCAGGAGAAUGAGAUUGAAGAAUUGUCUCAACUGAGUAUUUCUGAUUUACGAACAGGAGAAAUAUCUCAAGUGCAAAAUUCUGAUGGAGAAGCUAGAGCCAAAGGGGUUAUAUCUGCAAAUGCAAAGAACGAAGUAAGAUCAUCACUAACUAAGCCAGACUGUAAAGCAUCAGAAGAUGCAGUGGCGCUUCCAAGAAAACGCCAUAGUCUCCUUCAUUUAUUUUCUCUUAGAGAUAUCAAUUCUUGCAUUCUGAUAUCUGAGAAUAAACGAGUCGUUUGUUCUGUCAUGAUUUCAUUCAUAGUUGUCCUGUCUUAUGCCCAUCUUCCACAUAGUAUAGCAAAGUCAAAUAGCUUCAUUGCCUCAAGGCCUCUUUACAUACUGUUGCUAACUGAUUUGACAAUAGUGGUUGCAAGAAUAGUCCGCAAGGAAGUAGUUCCUGAUGAAGCUAGGGACCAGGACGGAGAACCAGAGAAGGAUUUUGGACAUAAUUGGGAUGGAGCUCGAAUCAUAUUGGAAUACGGCUUGGUACUCUAUCAGACAGUUCGCGCAAUCUUCAUAGACUGCAGUUUCUAUUUGGUCAUUGUCAUAUGUGGUUUGUCUCUCAUAUAGUUCCCAUAGAGCUAGUUUUUGCUGAUUCUUUGGAAUAUGGUGAAGGGGAGCCUUGGCUUACUGGUAAAGUUACUGCCAUGUAACUAGGAGGUCAUGACUCGAGUUCGAGCCGUGGAAACAACCUCUUGCAAAAAUGCAAGGUAAGGCUGCACACAAUACACUUUUAUGGUCAGGCUCCGGAUCCGCUCAUAGCGGGAGCUCAAUGCACCAGGCUGCCCUAUGACCAAUUAUUCACUAACUUUUUGCCUGUAUAAUAUGGCAUGAGACCUCAUGUAUAAUACUCAAAUAGUAUAUACUCAAUACAACCUCUUCUAAACAUUCAUAUU
Capsicum annuum is the source of this 1155-nucleotide messenger RNA. RefSeq lists its product as uncharacterized. The record is from RefSeq and is a predicted model, not a curated record. NCBI's taxonomy places the organism in Eukaryota, Viridiplantae, Streptophyta, Magnoliopsida, Solanales, Solanaceae. Bases 143 to 829 code for a protein of 228 amino acids. The transcript is spliced from 2 exons.